UUGUUGUUGUUGUUUUUGUUGUUUUCUUUCAUUCUUCCUUGUCUUUAUUUUUGAGGAAUGAUCAUGGAACCUCGUAAACUCUUAUAUUGUGGCAUUUGCACCAUGCCUCCUGAAUAUUGUGAAUUCAGUGGCACUCAAGAAAAAUGUAAAGAAUGGCUUCAAGAUCACCAUCCAGAUAUUUAUAAUACCGUAUAUGGUGAAAAGGAUUUAGUACAGGGAAUGGAACAAGUGACAGUGACAGAUGAUAAUGAAGGCAAAUCAGAUCGUACUUUUGUCAAAGACAAAUCUGCAAAAUUGGAAGCCAAAUUGGAACGUGAAAACAAAAAGAAGAUGUCUUCCCGUGUUACAAUUAAAAGAGUAGAACGAACGAAACGAAAGCGAAUCACCACCAUUCAUGGAUUAGAUAUUUUUGGUGUUGAUUUAAAAAAAGCAGCCAAAUUAUUUGCUAACAAGUUUGCUUGUGGAUCAUCAGUGGCUAAGAAUAAUCAGAAUCAAGAUGAAAUUGUGGUGCAAGGUGAUUUUUCAGACGAAUUAAUUGAAUUGAUCAUUGCUAAUUGGCCACAUGUACCUGAAGAUAAUAUUGAUUAUAUUGAAGAACAAAAGAAAAAGAAGGCACCACAAUAGUAAAUCUAGUCUCUUUUUAAUAUAAUGAAGAAAUAAAUAAAUAAAAAUACCAUGAAAUGUUUUCUCGAUUG
Molecule: messenger RNA, 695 nt
Organism: Halteromyces radiatus
Lineage: Eukaryota; Fungi; Mucoromycota; Mucoromycetes; Mucorales; Cunninghamellaceae
Product: translation initiation factor SUI1
Exons: 7
Coding region: 58-624 (188 amino acids)
Biological process (GO): translation reinitiation; formation of translation preinitiation complex
Molecular function (GO): translation initiation factor activity; mRNA binding
Source: RefSeq, a predicted model, not a curated record